Molecule: messenger RNA, 5806 nt
Organism: Caenorhabditis auriculariae
Lineage: Eukaryota; Metazoa; Nematoda; Chromadorea; Rhabditida; Rhabditidae
Source: the annotation of a GenBank genome assembly
AUGGGCCUUGCAAGAGGCGGGAACAAAUGCGAAAGACAACCGGACCCAACCUAUUCUGAUGUCACAGCUUUUUUGGUGAGCCUUUUUUGUCUGUCCGACCGUCGUUUCAUCUGCUUCGAAAGGCCAAUUGCGCCACUUUUCUCAUCGCCGUCUCAUUGGGUUUUGCCAGCCGUUUUUUUUUUCAUGUUUGGUUUUUCUCUUCAUUAUUUCGAAAUUUGAAGAUUUUUGUAGAUAGUUCAUUAAACCUUAACUUUUUGUCACGAUGUCUUAUCUAACAAAAAACUUCAAAGUUUACUAGUUUUCAUUGGAGCGUGCUCCUCCUGACUUUGAAAGUAUUCUGAAAUUGUUUUUCGUUUCUCCCUGAAGAUGUAGGAAUGGUUUCCGUUUUUUUUUAUCGUUCCGCCAAAAGUCUAGUGUAGAGAUCGAAAAAAAAAUUAAGUUAAAUCAAUUGAUGUCCAGUAUUUUUCGCUCGGUUUCACGAGGUGGCUAUUGAAAAUCUUACGCUAGUUCUCAAAGCUCGGAAUCAGCAUUUCUUUUUUUUUUCGAAAAAUCUUAUUCGCUCACAAGAAAAACUUUUGAUUGAGUUUUUUUUUCCGACCACGACCGUCAGCAUCCUAUGACACUCGCACUAUUGAAAGUGCAUCACCAAAAGAAGUAUUCAACUGUACCGCCGAUCUCGUCUCACCUCAAGUGAUUCAGUUUUCCGACCUUCUGUUUCUCUGCCGCCCAAAACCUGAAGUGAUUGUUGCAUUUUCUUCUUCGAAACUAUCGAUUUUUUCAAUUAUCUUUUAUUCAUUUUUGUUGAUUAUUUAAUUAGGCGGGUUUGUGAUGAGAACUUAGUUAGAUUUUUGAUAACUUUCCAUAUGCUUUGAGAAUAGAUUUUUAGGGGAUUUCUUGCUUUCGCAAAAUCGAAUCUAUAAAUUUUUGUGCGCUUACCUCAUGAAUUUCGAAUUUUUUCGUUGAAGGUUUCCAGGGGUUUACCGUUUUUCACAUGAUUCUAUCCACUGCAAAAAAGAGCAAAGGACAUGUAGCGUCUUUGAAAAAGGCAACGAAAGUUGUUUUCACCAAGGGAAUGGAAACUACGCAUUUGCUAAAAAUAUUUUUUGUAAAUCUGAACGAAGAUUUCCCAAAAAAGAGUUUUGAAUUGAUGCUUGCAGCUCUUUCGGCAGAGCUUAGUUAAACCUUUGAGAAAUCAUAUCUUUAGGAUUGGAAGUUUGCGCGAUUAGAGACUAUGAGCAAAUAACACGUGGAGGUCUAAAGAUAAAGACAAAGAAUAUCCUAACUUUGUCCUGAAAUGGCCUACUCUUUGUCUUGGUGCCUCUGAAGGCACAUUUCUAAACAUAAUUUUUCUUAUAUUGAGAGAGGUUUUUUUUUGCAAUAAGCGUUAUAGGAAAUCUCACUGUAAAGAGAUUAUUUCUUAUCAGCCAGGUCUUAUUUUUUCUUUAUUCAUCGACCCAAACAGAAAUAAUCAUGCAAAAGAAGUGCUCGGGUGGUUCGGCUGAAUUUGAAAACGGCAUCUCUCGAGGUGUGCAAAGUGAAGAGAUGGAGAAGUGACAUGCGCAAAGCGGGGCCUCCUUCGUGCCGCCGUCACCCGCUGCCUGUUUACAGUUUCGUGUUCUCCGACGUUUAUUUGCACUCCUUCUCUUUUGCCGUCGCUCUCUUCGCCACGGCAAUGUUGCAAUUUUUGCCAUAAUCAGUCUCACGUGAGUCUUUUUUCUGAAACCGUCUCUGGUCAGGUCUUAUCUAUGAACCGCCUGAAGCCACGCUUACUCACGCUGAUAAGCUACCGCUUGCUUUAUCAAUGGUCACUGGAGAUCUUCCGUUUAUUCCUUACUUGCAAAUCCAAAGUUUGUAAAGAUAAUUAUUCGACUGAACUAUGAGUAGAAAAUAUUUAUUUCUUCUCAGCCUCAUACCAAAAAAACGGCGUUUAAUCAUUUUUCCCAAGAUUUUGUUAUUUUUUCAGCCCUCUCACUACAGGAACAGAAACACUCGAUAUCUUUGAAUCAUUUUCAGCAAAUCUUACUGUAUUUCCAAGACUUUGAAGCUUUUUUCAAGCUGUCGCCAUUUCUGAAUUUUCUAUUUCACCAAUCGCCCCGUGAGGAGUUUAAAAAACUAUUUUCUUAAGCCAGCAGCAAAUGAACUGUAGAGUGGAGGUCACGAACAAAGUCUUCAAAUAUAUUUCAGUUUGACCAAAUGUUAAAGUGCACUGAAAGGCCGUUUCCGUAACAAUGUUGAGUUUGAAAAAACUGGAAGUCGAGAGGCAAUAAAUUUAUUCUCGAGUGAACGCCGAUCGUUCAAAUAAGCCGUCAGAUUAACUUUUGUCUUUUUCGGAGACUUGCCAGUUUUUCGAUAACAAUAAGGAUGAGUUGUGAUUAUACAAUUUGAGUAGCUUGCUCAAACACAGGAAAAAAAACGGAAAAUAGAAAAAAUUUGUGGUUCGUCGGUAACUCAAAAAAUAAAAAUAAAAGAUGUUCAAACUGCUCCAGUUAAUCUUAUCAAAUUAGUGAUGAAGAUCAAACGAUGAUAAAAUGGUCCUUUUAUUGUGAACGAGAUAGAUUUCUGUAAAGUUAUAGAUAUCGUCAUGUUUACUAGCCAACAAAAUUUUCUCAAGCUAAUUAGUUCGCACUUAUGUCGAUCUCAGGACGAAGUUCUAAAAAUCCUUAUGUAUACAUAUUUCUAUUCACUCUAUUCUUUCGCACAAAUUCUUUUCGGAAAAUGUCUUUUUGAUCUUCGUUUUUAUUAUCCAGUUAGAUAGUGAAAACUUGAUAUUGCUCCAAACUACCUCAUUAAUUUGCUUCAGAGAACUCAUAAUCUCUAUAAAAAAAAACCCACGAUUUUUUUUAGGAAUGCAGUGUUUAACAGCUGUGAACUGGUUUGAGGUUGAAAGAACCGUGAUUUACUGCGCUCUUUUAGCUCAUAAAAACUCUUUUCGAUUUGUUUCAUUACUUCAUUUACAACUUUUUAAGAUCCAGCUCUUAUACGAUUAUCAUGACUAACCAUUUCGUUCGCUUUUUUUUUUGCUUCACGAUUGAUUAAACCUUGAACAUUUUCAGUAUGCCAUGGAAUUAGGAGUUCUCGAGACAAAAGGGCAGAUCGGAGUGCGUUGCAAACUACUCAUGAACAUCCUUCGCCGCGCAUUCAGCUUCCGCGACAAACGCAAUGGUCAGUUUAUUCAGCAAGCUGGACCUUCUAAUGUGAAGUUCUCAGCUUCUGCUCAAGUAUAUUUUAAAUUUCUCCAAAUAUCCCUUUUCCUCGAUCUCCAAAGAUGAUCAUAAUAGUUCUUUUUUUCUUUUUAAUUAUGUUCACCAAAAAGGUGUAUGUUUUUUUGUGGUAUGAGAGAAGCCAUUUUUAGUCUAGAUGGAAAAAUGCUUUCAAAAAGCUUGUGAAUAUUUGAAAAUCUUUUGUAUUUUCUAAUGGGCUAACUCUGGAAAAUAGCUUGAUAGAGAAAAUAUUCCAAGUUGAGAGAAUUUUCCGAUUUUGAAUAACUUCUCGAAAAAGUUAGAAAAAGGAAAAAAACAACAUCACAAACGUCUCUCUUCCUUUUGAAGUCUCUUUGUUUUGUUUUUCGAUCUCAUAUUCUUUGUAAGUUCCACGGCGUGCGCUGUCUAGACGCCGGCUGGCAGGGCGUCUUUUCGAAAGGUUCACCCAGCGCCGACGUCCGCAAAACGUGAUGCAAAAGGGCUUUGAUGAGAAAAACCGUUUACGCGCUUGAAUGAAUAGCGCGCCGAUCAAAUGGUAUUGUUUGAAUGGAGUCUGGGAACCGCAGAAUAUUUUUUCCUUGUCUAACAUGAUUUUUUAUGGGAUCAAGAAAGCUUGGGAAAGCAUGGCAUGGGAACCGAAUGCAAUGUUUGAAAAUAACAAAAGAAGAAUUUUUUGGGGCAAAAAUAUAUUUCAUCAUAUCAAGGAAAGUGAUUUUACAUGUAAUUUGCGAACUUUAUGAUAAUGAGCCAACUUAAUUGGCCCAUAAAUUAAGUUCAAUGACACUUGAUAGCUUCGCGAUAAAGUUUUUUGUUUGGAAAAAAUGUCUUCUUGAACGGAAUUCAGUUUCAUUUGUAUUCAAACACUUUUAACAAAGGGAAGAGGAUUGGAAAGGCACCUCUUGGCUUGGCUGUCAAGACAAGCCAUUUAGUCAAACGAUAGAAAUGAGUCAUUGACUUACUUUUGAAAAAGUCAUUUCUGCUUUUGGCUGGGCAGGUAGGGCGGCUAGUGAGCAGCCAUUCUCCUCCUCUAACGUUUAAGUGGUGCUGUGAAUAACUCUUGAGCAAAAACCCUAAAUUUUUUUUUAUUCAUCAAGCCCAAAACGGAUACAAAAUCUAUAAAAUUAGAAGAUUGGAAAAGAAAUUGUUCCUAAGCAUUUUGAUCAGUUCAUAAAAUAUAUAAAACUUCUUUCCAGCACCUGAGAGCAGCUCGACUACAACGUCGAUAGAACUGACAGAGCCCUCAGCCAAACGAAGGGUUUCCUCUUUAGCUGGUGAGUCUGAUUUCCAUUUUAAUUCUUUUCUCGAUUUCAGGUAGUGACAUUGCUUCGACCUCUCGGGAAUCUUUCAAUCUUGUCCCAGAUGCGCCUUCAGUUUAUGAAGAUCCUUUUGUCGCUGUAACAGCCGACGGAUGUGUCCACGUCAAAUAUUACUACACUUAUAAUCCGAGAACGGAGUUCCGAAUGGAAGAUGUUCAUCUUCCCCACAUGGUCGGUUUUUUUAAUGAAGUGCCAACAUUUUUUUCUUAUAGAAAAAGUUGCGACGGACGGUUCGCAUCUGCCAGUUGAGAACAAUCUUCUACGCGUCGCCGAUGGAAUCGCGCGACUCGCAAACAUGCAAGACUUGGGGAAUGUCACGCAAUGACGUAUGGUGGGCAAGCCACCUGAACCGGUACGUUUUGCUUCGGUUCAGAUCUCUUCUUCUGUUUCUUGAUUCGUGGAAAGUUCUUUACAUGUUUUUUUCAGUUUUCUAUUUUUUUCCGUCGGAAAGGGUAUGAGAUAUAGUUUAAGUGACUGAAAAACUUACAAGAAAAAUUUUAAAAAAAGCCAUAAUUCAAACAUUAGAUGAAGUUUCGCGGAGAUGUUCUUUGAGAAAAACUUUUUUUGCUUUCUAAUUAGAUGCAUCAAAGUUUUCGAAAAAGUCAUGGUAGUAAAAAAACCUUUUUGAGUUCUUUGAAUCGUUUCAAGAGCCGGAUUGAUUUCCAAAAAGAAAAAAAUUUCUUUUUUUAUCGUAAUCAGAAAUUUUUUUGAGUGAAUCUCAGAAUGACUCUGAAAAAAAUUUCAAAACUAAUACUAAAAAAACACGUUUGACUGUUUAGAAAGCAACGAAUGGAGAAUAUUUUGGAUAGAAUUUUUUGGUAUCUACUGUUUUAAACAUGAUACAUUUUUUCGAAAUUCCAGGCAAGAAGAAGGGAAUUUGUACUCUAACGUGGUUUUGGACGAUGGGACGACAAUUAGAGCCGGCUUCACUGUCAUCAAUCUCGACGCUUUCGCGGAGUCUCUUCAGUACCUGGGCUUGAGCCAGGAAGUUCCGUGAGUCUCUUCAUUCUGAUUGGAAAGCAAACAAGAAUAAACAUUUCGACCGAAGAUAUGGAAUGGACAAAAAGUAAAAUAUUUCAAAUAGCCAACAAGUAGAGUUUAAGGUUCCAACACGGCUUACCAAGUCCGCCCUUCAACCUUAUGCAAAUCCCCUUCAUCGAUGAAGAACCAGGUAAUCCGGUUUAAACGGAUGAGAAUAUUUAUCAAGCAUUUUUAGAGCUCGAAUCGGAAGAACAGGCGGGACCUUCCCGCAUCUCCUCGCCAGCUUCUACCUCCUCCGUUCGGACUUGA